Molecule: messenger RNA, 803 nt
Organism: Drosophila busckii
Lineage: Eukaryota; Metazoa; Arthropoda; Insecta; Diptera; Drosophilidae
Product: prisilkin-39
Exons: 1
Coding region: 311-778 (155 amino acids)
Source: RefSeq, a predicted model, not a curated record
CGCAUGAAGCGUCUUCUUACCGCACAGUGCGUUAAGCACGCGCGUGCUUGGCAUGCUGAUGUCGUUUGGGGCCAUCUGUUUAACGGCCAAGUGAUCCACAGUAAUGCAGUAAAUCUUGGCAUUAGCAUUAUGCCAGCAGAUCUCUACAGCUAUCCAGCGUACAGACGUGAAAAUAAAACCAUUUGGAGUACAACAAACACGGCAUGUGUCAUCACGAUCCCGUCUUCAAGAGCAGGGUAUAAAUACAGGAGCACGACGUAGUUCUAGCCACAGAACAGUCUGGAUUCUCAUAGAGGUAGAAGCAUACAAAAUGAAAGUUACUGCUUGGAUGUUCCUUACGCUGCUACUGGGCAGCUAUCUUCACUUGGGCAGUGCCUUAUUCCUUAAGGCCCUGAAAGCAGCCAAGGGUUUUGGUUAUGGCAGCUCGGCAGGGUACUACAAUGGCUAUAACUCUGGCUAUAGAGGCUAUUCGCCAGGCUAUUCCUCUGGUUACAACUAUGGCUACGCAGGCUAUGGGCCAGGAUAUUCCUCUAGAUAUGCCCCAGGAUAUAACAACUACGGCUAUUCUUCAGGCUACAAUGCUCCUCGCUAUAACUAUGGCUACAAUGCCUACGCAGGAUAUAGCGGAGGCUAUGGAGGUGGCGGCUACAGUCGACCAAGUCGUCAGCGUCAAGGACGAACUUACUCGGAAAUUGCGCGUGUUCUCAAGCCAGACAAAUAUCUAGGACUUGGCAAUGGACGUUAUCUUCCACAUACUCCUUAUUCUCAUCUCUGGUAGAAUUAGCGAAUUCAUUUAAUUUAAG